This is a messenger RNA of Endocarpon pusillum Z07020, 1389 nucleotides long. RefSeq lists its product as uncharacterized. Gene Ontology annotation, molecular function: phosphatase activity; endopolyphosphatase activity. The coding region runs from base 1 to 1389 and encodes 462 amino acids. NCBI's taxonomy places the organism in Eukaryota, Fungi, Ascomycota, Eurotiomycetes, Verrucariales, Verrucariaceae. The record is from RefSeq and is a predicted model, not a curated record. Gene Ontology annotation, biological process: polyphosphate catabolic process. The transcript has a single exon. Gene Ontology annotation, cellular component: cytoplasm.
AUGGACACUUUCGAAGACCCCAGCAGAACCAGACUUUUGAUGGACGAGGAGGAAAGCUAUUCACGCGACUUCCACCGGCGACUGGUCGAGUCGGCUUCUCCCAUUCCUCAGUAUACCCCUCGCAGACCUCUGAUCGAACAAUGCACCAAUGAAUGGCAACAGCACACUCAAUGGAAGAGCCGGCGGAACAGUUCUCCGGAUGGCUUCGACGACGCGCUCGAGUCCUUCUUUGACCGCUGCCUUGCGAUACUCAAGGCACCCAAGAUCCGUCGGUAUCUUCUUCUGUACACAGUCAUCUUGAUAUUCUCGAUCUGGCUGUGGUCAUCGAUGAUAUGGCCCGUUUGGGCAGAGCAGCGCAUGCUGGCUCGCUCGCUUUCAGCAGAAAAUAGGAGGGCGUCUGGAGGGUUGUUUGGGUCCAACCUUCGUCCAACCUUUCCAAACAUGAUACAGGUGAAGGACUUGGAUACCAAGUUCGUCCCCAAGGCUACUGCGUCAAAGGAUGCAAGGGCAGAUAAUGUCAACCGCCUCAUAUUUGUUGGUGAUGUUCACGGCUGUCUUGACGAACUGAAGGCUCUCUUAGCAAAAGUGAAUUUCAACACCAAGACAGAUCAUCUGAUAGCUGUGGGUGACGUUAUCGCCAAAGGGCCCGACUCAGGUGGCACCGUGGAUUUUCUACGAGAGACAGGUGCUUCCUGUGUGCGAGGCAACCACGAAGACCGCAUCCUCCUCAUGGCACACGACGCGAACUCAUCGCCACUGAAAGUCGAAACCCCAGCCUCGCAGUCCUCGUCCGAUUCCUCCCCCGCCCGAACCCUCGCCGCCUCCCUCACCGCCUCCCAAAUCGCCUACCUAGAAAGCUGUCCCCUCAUCCUCCGCGUCGGCUUCCUCAAGCCGCUAGCCAGCGACCUGGUCGUCGUUCAUGCCGGGCUCGUCCCCGGCAUCCCCUUGGACCGCCAAGAUCCCACCUCGGUCAUGAACAUGCGCAGCAUCCACCUCAACACCCACGUUCCCUCCAAGGAACCCAACCCGGAGGGCAGCGUCCACUGGGUCAAGCUGUGGAACAAAUACCAGCAGUCGCUACCAGCCCAGUGGUCCUUCUUCCCGUCAGGCAUUUUCGGGGCGCAGAGUGCCAAGGAGAAACGUACUACGGUUAUAUACGGUCAUGACGCCCCGAGGGGCCUGCAGCUCAAGCAGUACUCGAAGGGUAUCGAUACGGGCUGCGUGAAGGGAGGGAAGCUGACGGCGUUGGUGUUGAGUGCCAAUGGGAGUUGGCAGACGGUGCAGGUACAAUGUAAGGAUUAUCGGAAGCGGAGGCCGCUGGAUGUCGAGGUGGAGGAUGUGUUGAGGGAUGGAAAACUGAGCAAGCCAGACGACGAACAGGAGGAGUGA